UUUAUGUCUUUCAUUCAUCCCGGUGAAGGCAGCUCGCACUUUCUUCUUCAUCUCUCUCUCUCUCUCUCUUUCCUCCCCCCCGUCCCUCCUCCCCCUCCCUCGCGCUGGGAUAGCUCACUUUGUUUUUGUUUUAACUCCGCGGUGCCUUUUCGGUCGGAGUAGUAGUGGAUGAUAUCAACAGAGCAACGUUUCUUCAUCCCUCCGCGCGAUACUACGGGCUACAGAGGAGUCGCUAGAGGACACGCGCAUCACGACAGAGAGCAGCGCGAGGGAGUUCUGUUUUUAUUCUUUAUUUAUUUAUUUCGUGUGGAGGCUACGGCGUGAUUUCUAGCAAGAGACACAGAAAAUAUCUUUAUUCAACGGCAGCGUUGUCUCUGGAAGCGCCACAUGCCAGACUGCUGUUACAUUUGACGGAUUUUAAAGGACGAUAAAGGAUUACAGGCAGCUGGCGGAUGGUUGACGGUCUCGUGAAGAGGAGUCGCUGCCUCUGCGCAAGGGUGACGUCGGUCCACCUUUUGCAGCUAUAACAGCUUCAACUCGUCUGGGAAGGUUUUCCACAAGGAUGUAUGGGCUGUUGUUUGCAUAACAGACAAGGGAAAUCUCAGAUGAAGAUGAAGUCUGCGGGCGUCGUGGAUGGAGGCUUAUUCACAGAGAGCUAUUGUAACAUCUGCAAUGCCCAGCUCAUCUCCGAGUCCCAGCGCACCGCUCACUAUGAGAGUAAGAAACAUGCCAACAAGGUACGUCUGUUCUACAUGCUUCACCCUGAAGACGGAGGACCUCCUUCCAAGAGACUGAGGCCAGAUAAUCCAGACUGUGCAGAGACAGAGGUGGACAGGAACAAGUGCUGUACCUUGUGUAACAUGUUCUUCACCUCGGCCAUUGUGGCCCAGUCGCACUACCAGGGAAAAACCCACGCUAAGAGAGUUCGCCUGGUGCUGGGGGAGCCGCCCAACCUGCCCUCAGCCAUGACCAGUCCAGCAAACACAGAUUCCUCUCCUUCCACGCCAGUGCCCACAGACCCUGCUGCGUGCCCCCCUCCUCCCCACGCCCUGCCCUGGCCCAUGGGGGUUGUCGGUGGAAACGGCGGGAGAGAAGCAGGGAAGUACUGCUGCCUGUGUGGAGCCUGGUUCAACAACCCACUGAUGGCCCAGCAACACUACGAGGGGAAGAAGCACCGCAGGAACGCGGCCAGAGCACGUCUCCUGGAGCAGCUAGCAGGCAGUCUGGAUGCCACGGAGAGCACAGGUUUGCGCAGUAGUUACUCCUGCAGUGUCUGCAGUGUGGUCCUCAACUCCAUCGAGCAGUAUCAUGCACACCUCCAGGGCUCCAAGCACCAGAACAAGACAACUCAAAGCACCUUUAGCAGAGGAACAGCUGCCCAAACAAACCUGAAGCAACACCAGCAGUAAGCUACGGAGACAGGCCGCUGUGGAAAGACGAGGAGAAGAAGACACAAAUUAUUGGAAUAAACAACAUCGGGAAAAAAGAGGACUCGUGUCACAGAUUGAAGCUUGUGAGAAAGUAGUGCAAAGAAACUUCGACGUGCGUGUGUCAAAGUGUGUGUUUGUGUGCGGGUGUCAUGGGCACCCGUGCAUACAUCUGCAGUAUGCAUGUGUGGGUCAUACUGAGUGUGUUUACUUCUAUCUUUGAUCUAAAAAUAUAUCUCUGAGAUUUAUUCAGCACCUAAGUGUUUGAUAUAAGUUCUCGACACUGACAGUUGCAGAAGACUUGCGGCUGCACAUUGCCAUAAACUCCCGUGUGAACCACAAUCCUAAAAUUGAACUGAUGUCAGUGCGUUGCCCAGAGUGGUAAUAACCGUUACAAUGAUAGUCAUAGAAGCAGUAGUAAUAACUCUGUAACAAGCUGUCCCCCAAGUGCUCUGAAAGUGAUCCAAGCCUGAACACAGUCUUCUGUUUACAUGCACACUAUACAGACAGUGAGGCAGACAGUGGCACAUGCCUGGCUCACUUUCAGACCACUUGGGACCUACUCAGGCCCAGACUUUCAAAUCCAAGGAAAAGAAAACUCCCGACAACCUCAGCCAUUACAGACUGCAUGAAUUUCCAUAACUUUAAAAGAGUAAUUUUUGAUUUGAAUCUUGUGUUGUCUAUAAAUGUAGUGGAUCGGUGUCACUUUUGUUCAAAUGGUGUCAUUUUGAAGCCCAUCUUUUCGUAUAUUUCACACUAUCAAAACGUAGAAAUGAGUCAUUGGAGAAAAAGCAGCACAAAGACUUCAAAACUCCUGCAUUGUACUAAAGAUUUGUGCAACUUUGUGAACCAUUUACUGUUGAAAACAUUCCCAUAGCACUGAAUAUUGAUGUCAGAUGCAGUCAAAGGUGACAAAAAUUCUCUUCUUUGUGGAGACGGGCAACUUGUAGAUAAUAGUUUUUUAUUUUUCUGUUGCUAUAGCCAGAGAAAAAAACACUUCCUCAACCAUGUAGCAGCAAAUGUAAAAUACAACUGGGAUGUAAUCUGAUGCAUGAAAAGAUGUAAGACGUUGCAUUCACUUGCCUUUUUAAAACCUAUUGCUUGCGCGUUUUGGCAAUAGCGCUGCUUUCUAGUGAUAGCUUCGUAAUGCAUUACUGCACAUGCCUGCACCUGAACAAAGAGGUCACCUUUUAGUACUGAACUGGCUUCUUUUCAACAUUUAUUGUUUCCAUCCAUACAGACGCUUUUGAUACUUUGAAUUUAGAACUAUGUAACACUCCUGGUUUCGUCUCUGGAUUGUCUGUAAAGUAAGUUUCAAGAAGGGUUUGUAGCAUCAAAACAUGAGCAAAAAGAAGACACGCUCCACUUUCAAUGGUACUGAGCAGCAUUUCUCUUAAAGGAUGGGACUAAAAACACAGCACUUGCAGUUUAGCUAUCUGUUCUAUAUUUUUUCAAACUUGAUUGUGUCUGUUCUUUUUUUUGUUUCCUGGGAAGAGAGUGAACCACAAAUGACCUGCCUAUAUUUAUUUUCAUCUACAGACAUAUGGAUGAGUUAGAAUUUAUGCAAUCAUACUGUAAUAAUUACAAGCAUACAUUGUGGGUUUGAAGUGAAAUAGUUUUAAAAAGCAAAAAAAGGUGUUUUAUGUGUAAAUAAGCGGUAGCUGCAGGUGAUAUUUGUGUUUUAAAAGUACAAGAGUUUUGUAUUUAUAGUGUUUAUCUGCACUGAAUUACAGGGUGAUAAGGGAAAUGUGUUUCUUAUUGAUAUUAUUGAAAUAUAUUAAUAUGCUGACAUUGAAAUAAAAUGUCUAUUGGUAGGUCAUGUUUUGUACGGAUAACCAUCUAUGAUGAUGGACCAAAAUCUAACACACGGAGGGUGAUCAGACUCACAGAGAGGGAUUUUGACAACAGCUGUUUCCAUGAGGAUGACCAUGAACAACAAAAAGACUGUCCCCUUGAAGAACCAUCGGAUACCUUGUUUGUCUGAGGAUUCAUUAAACAGUGAAAAGGACGAUGCAGGACUACAAACUGUUGGACAAACUGCCGUCUAAAGUGACCAACCCUCUGUUGUCAGUGAUGCCGUAAGCAAAACAAAAACAAGAAGUCAUUAGGCUUUUUUUCGCUGUGCAUCAUGACUAUCUGGAUGACUAUUUACACGUUCUCCAGCACUGGUGUAUUCACAAUAGAAGCAGUGUCUGUGUGUGCUGAUAUCACAGUCCUGUGCAGAGGAUGACUGUGCUGUGAGUCACAUAUUUUAGCAGAUGUUACAUAAUAUAUGACAGAGAUGUUAUCUAUGGGUAGGAAUCGUGUGAUAUGAUGCUUGCGGGUGGGUGUCUGUGUAUGUGAAGCUGUCAACUGCGCUGGCAGUGGGAGACUCGCUGUGAGCUGUGUACUGUGAGCACAUUUGUAAACACACCUGAUGAAGAAUACA
Molecule: messenger RNA, 3855 nt
Organism: Cheilinus undulatus (humphead wrasse)
Lineage: Eukaryota; Metazoa; Chordata; Actinopteri; Labriformes; Labridae
Product: zinc finger protein
Exons: 9
Coding region: 567-1409 (280 amino acids)
Molecular function (GO): nucleic acid binding; zinc ion binding
Source: RefSeq, a predicted model, not a curated record